This is a messenger RNA of Penaeus monodon (black tiger shrimp), 1821 nucleotides long. RefSeq names its product chorion peroxidase-like. Gene Ontology annotation, molecular function: peroxidase activity; heme binding. The coding region runs from base 221 to 1786 and encodes 521 amino acids. Gene Ontology annotation, biological process: response to oxidative stress. NCBI's taxonomy places the organism in Eukaryota, Metazoa, Arthropoda, Malacostraca, Decapoda, Penaeidae. The record is from RefSeq and is a predicted model, not a curated record. The transcript is spliced from 11 exons.
ACCCGUACAGGUCAGCCGACGGGACCUGUAAUAACCUGAAGAAUCCGACCUGGGGCGCGGCCUUCACGCAGUUCCGACGCGCGAUGCCGCCGGAUUAUGGAGACGGCGUGUCUUCUCUCCGCCUGCCCGCGACGGCACUGACCUCCCCAGCGCGCGUCUCAUCACCAACAUCGUCCACAGUAACAAGCUGGUUGAGUCUCGCUCCUACUCCGUUCUCACCAUGAGUUGGGGGCAGUUUGUCGACCAUGACAUCACGGCCACGGCGCUGUCCAAAGGCUCUAACAACAGUGCCAUCCCUUGCUGCUCCGUCGAGGUCCUUGAGGAACCCUCCCUCCUGCACCCUCAGUGUGCCUCGAUCCCGGUGCCUCUCGACGAUCACUUCUACGCCGCCCACAACCUCACCUGUAUGGAGUUCACACGCUCCGCCCCCUCGUCCAGGUGCAAUUUCGGACCAAGGGAACAGAUCAACCAACAGACAGCUUUCCUGGACGGUUCUGUGAUUUACGGAACGUCAGAUGAGCAACUCAGUUCCCUCAGGAUACACAAGGAUGGCCUGUUAGAUUCGCAGGUGACUUUAGACGGGAGAGAACUCCUCCCAGCAUCCAAAGACCCUGACGAUGGGUGCAAUGUGGAGGAUCAGAUCAAAUACGAUCGUUAUUGUUUCAAGUCCGGCGACGCACGCGCAAACGAGCAGAUCCUCCUGACGACUCUGCACACGGUCUGGGCUCGACAACACAACCUCGUCGCGCUCAGCCUCAAAGACCUGAAUCCGGACUGGGAUGACGAGAGGCUGUUCCAGGAGUCGAGGCGGAUCGUGGUGGCGCAGAUUCAGCAUAUCACUUAUCAUGAGUAUGUUCCGAGUAUAUUAGGACCCAGAUUUAUGAAGAAGUUAGAGCUCAGUCCUCAGAUGGAAGGAAACCACACAAGUGUCUACGAUAGCAAGAUACACCCAGCCAUUGCUAACGAAUUCGCUGCCGCUGCUUUUCGCUUCGGGCACAGCCAGAUACAGGGUCUCGUACAGAAGGUCGACGGCCCAAACAAGAACGUGGAGUUCGUACAACUGAAAAGCUUCUACUUCAACCCGUUCUCGCUCUAUGACCAAGGCACGAUGGCACAGCUGGUCAGGGGAGAGGCGUCCCAAAACGCUGCAGCUGUGGAUACCUAUUUCACUUCUCAGGUAUCCGGCAAGCUGUUCCAAGGAAGCAAUCCCUACGGCUUGGAUCUGGUGUCCGUGAAUAUACAACGAGGUCGAGAUCACGGCGUGGCAAGCUACACGAAGUGGAGGAUGUACUGUGGUCUCCCUCCUGUGGGUAACUUCAGCGAUCUGGCCCAAGACAUGGAUGCUGGGGCCCUCGACAGCAUCAAGAAAGUGUACAAGCACGUUGACGACAUCGACUUCUACACGGGAGGCUUGGCAGAGCGGCCGAUCCAGGACGGGCUUGUGGGGCCGACCUUCGCCUGCGUGAUUGCUGACCAGUUCCUCAGGCUGAAGAGAGGAGACCGCUUCUGGUAUGAGAGCAACGAGAAACCGGUGGCUUUUACUGGAGCACAACUUACCGAACUCCACAAGACCAGCCUGGCGCGCAUCCUGUGUGACAACGUACCUGAAUUAGGAUCCAUUCAACGCUGGCCGCUCAGGAACUACGCCACAGGGAACCCACGCCUGCCAUGUUCUUCGCAGUCGAUACCCAGGGUGGACUUCGGGGGAUGGGAAGAGGGCGACCUGUACAAGAUCGAGUUGUUCAAGAUGGACUACACGCCAAGGGGAUCGGCGGGACGGAGAUAGGAAUUAGAUUCUGUUCAUUUGUUUUUUUUUAGGAG